GCGGCGCGGGAAGCCUCACGCACGGGUGGAAUGGCAGGCGGGGCGGCGCAGGCGCCGUGCGGGGGGCCGGGCUGCGGGGCGGGAUGGCGGCCUCUGCGCAGGGCCCCGCGGCCGCGCUGAGCGCCGAGCAGGCGAAGGCGGUGCUGGCCGAGGUGAUCAAGGCGUUCGGGGCGCCCGAGAACGCGCAGCGGAUGGAUGAGGCCCGGGAGAACGCCUGCAACGACAUGGGCAAGAUGCUGCAGUUCCUGCUGCCCGUGGCCACCCAGAUCCAGCAGGACGUGAUCAAAGCCUACGGCUUCAGCAGCGACGGCGAAGGGGUGCUCAAGUUCGCGCGGCUGAUCAAGUCCUACGAGGCGCAGGACCCGGAGAUCGCCAGCAUGUCGGGCAAGCUGAAGGCCAUGUUCCUGCCGCCCAUGGCGCUGCCGCCGCACGGGGCUGGCGCCGGCGGGGUGCCCGCCUCCUGAGGCCGCCGGGCCGGCCCCCCCCUCCCCUCCCCAGGGCUCCCCCGCCCCGGGAACCGGGCGCCCGGGCGCGGGAGGUGCUGACCUGAGAGGAGCGGGGUGCUCUGCCCGCUCCUCUGUCUGCUCGCAAAUAAAACAAGAUGUCUUGGAA
Messenger RNA from Apus apus (common swift), 612 nucleotides. It is a transcript of the gene C1H12orf57, whose product is annotated as chromosome 1 C12orf57 homolog. The record is from RefSeq and is a predicted model, not a curated record. Bases 84 to 464 code for a protein of 126 amino acids. Gene Ontology annotation, biological process: post-embryonic development. The transcript is spliced from 3 exons. NCBI's taxonomy places the organism in Eukaryota, Metazoa, Chordata, Aves, Apodiformes, Apodidae.